Dictyostelium purpureum is the source of this 2025-nucleotide messenger RNA. RefSeq lists its product as uncharacterized. Bases 1 to 2025 code for a protein of 674 amino acids. The record is from RefSeq and is a predicted model, not a curated record. NCBI's taxonomy places the organism in Eukaryota, Evosea, Eumycetozoa, Dictyosteliales, Dictyosteliaceae. The transcript is spliced from 3 exons.
AUGAUAAAUUUAAACAAAAUAUCAAAAAGUUUAAAAUCAAUACAAUUUUCAAAGAGGACUUUUUCAUCGUCUGUAUUAGCAAGUAAAAAAUUUCAGCUUAGUGAACCAUUUAACUACGAAAACGAUAUUAAGUAUUCACAACAAGAUCAAAUAAACUUUUGGGAUGAUGUAGCCACAAAAUAUGUUCACUGUGGCGAUGAAGCGAAUCCAGAAUGGUUUAAAGGUGGUUUAGUUAAUGCAUGCUAUAAUGCGGUUGAUGUACACGCUAAAGAUCCAAUCACUAAAAAUAGAAUUGCUUUAAUUCACGAAACUCCAUCAAAAGAUAACACAAACACUUUAACAUAUGGUGAUUUAUGGGAUGAGGUUUGUACAUUUUCAAGAGGUUUACAAAAUUUAGGUGUAGAAAAAGGAGAUCGUGUUGUAAUAUAUAUGCCAAUGGUUAAUCAAAUUGUUAUUGCAAUGUUAGCAUGUGCUCGUUUAGGCGCUAUUCAUAGUGUAGUAUUUGGAGGUUUUGCAUCACCUCAAUUAGCACAACGUAUAGAACAUUCAAAACCAAAAGUUGUUAUAUCAUGUAGUUUCGGUAUUGAAGGUCACAAAGUCAAUCACUAUUCACCAUUAUUAGAAAAAGCAUUAGAACUAUCAAGUCAUAAACCAAACCAUGUUAUUGUAUAUAAUAGAACAGAUAUCAUUCCAGAUACUCCAAGUCCAAGUAUCAAAAAUUCAAUUGAUUGGUAUUCUCUUAUCAAAAGUUUAACUCCAUUAAGAGACUUUACUCCAGUGGACAGCACACACCCAUUAUAUAUUCUCUAUACUAGUGGUACCACUGGUAUGCCAAAAGGUGUUGUUAGAGAUACUGGUGGUUAUAUGGCCGCAAUGAACUAUGCAAUUAGAACUUGCUAUGAUAUGCAACCUGGUGAUACUUUCUUUUCGGGCAGUGAUAUUGGAUGGGUAGGUGGCCACACACUUUCAGUUUAUGGUCCAUUGGUUACCGGUUUAACAUCAAUUAUAUUCGAAGGUAAACCAACUAUCCCAGACGCAGGUGUUUAUUGGAAAAUGAUUGAAAAGCAUCGUGUUAAAGCCUGGUUCUCAGCACCAACAGCAAUUAGAGCAAUUCAUAGAGAUGAUGCUGAUGGAAAGAUCGCAUCUAAAUACGACUUAUCAUCAUUACAAUCAACAUGGCUCGGUGGUGAACGUUUAGAUCUCGCCACAUUUAACUUCCUAAGUAAAGUUACAAAGAAACCAAUUCUUGAUAACUAUUGGCAAACUGAAUCAGGUUGGCCUAUGAUCACCAAUGCAUCAGUUCAAUUUCCAAUAAAACAAAACACGACAGGUAAAGCUUUCCCUGGCUAUAACUUUUUCGUAUUAAACUCAAAAAAUGAACGUUUAGGUGUCGAUCAAAUUGGGGAAGUUUGUGCCAAAUUACCAGUUCCACCAGGCUUUGCUAAUACACUUUAUCUCAACCACGAAGGUUAUAAAAAAAGCUAUUUAGAUUCAUAUCCAGGGUAUUUGCGUACAGGUGAUUCCGGCUUUUUCGACAAAGAAGGAUAUUUCACAAUUAUCAAUCGUGUUGAUGACUUUAUCAAUGUUGCAGGACAUCGUCUUUCAACAGGCUCAAUUGAAGAGAUUUUAGUUAAACAUCCAAAGAUUGUGGAAUGCGUUGCAAUUGGUGUUAACGAUGAAAUUAAAGGCGAAGUACCAUUUGGUUUAAUUGUAUUAAAACCACAAUAUAAAGACCAGAGCGAUGAAAUUGAAAAAGAAUUAAUUAAACAAGUUAGAGAAACUAUUGGUCCAGUUGCAACAUUCAAAAAAGUAAUGGCUGUUAAUCGUUUACCAAAAACCAGAAGCGGCAAAAUUUUAAGAAAUAUUUUAAAAAAAAUGUAUAAUAAGGAAGAAUAUGUAGUGCCACCAACAAUCGAAGAUAUGGCAGUUUUAGAUGAAGUAGAUAAAGAAUUUGAAAAAUAUAAAUUAGAAGAAAUAGAACAUAAAAAACAUAAAGAAGAAAAUAAAAAAUAUAAAGCAACUUAA